UAACCCGGUGUCCUUUCCAGUCGUGCAGAAAAGAGCAGGCAUAUUAUAUUAGCAACCCUUGUCGCAUUCAAAACAAGCAUUAUAGGUUGCUUUCCUAUUUCCGACUGGUGGGUUUGGGGUCCUUGGAUUUGACCAGUCCUUGACGAGAUACUUGGCGACGGGCGUACGUAUGUCAGGCAGAUGUUAUCAGUGUUUCUCCUGCUCCCAGGAAUUUUCUGAAGUCAAUAAAUGAGCAUGCAUCCAGUUUGCCCAAGGUUCAUAAGCCACCCAGGAAGAACUGUCCAAUAUUAUGGCAUUGGGCACGAGCAUUCUCAACUCGGGGAACCUGGAAACACUUUACAAAAAGUGGGACCCGGACUUGGGGUGCAUCAGUUGACCGCUGUCACCACACUCGUUGAGGGAAUGGAGUCCGCAGUACAGACCCCCGACAACAAAAUUGGUACAAGAGAUACCAAGGUGUGUGCUGUGUUCCUGCCCAAUAGUCAACGUCGAUGCAAGUUGAGCUCGUGGUUGCGCUUCUUGAACAAUAAUGCACACUUACUACGGUGCCUGAGGGUCAGAAUGGGUGCCUACAUGCUUAGGCAUAGGACGAAAAUCAGCUCCUAUGUAUUACAUGCUGGUCAUUCUCAUGAGGAGUGGAAGCGAAACUGGUACAAGUGGUGCUUAGAGUAUGGACAUAAGCACUUUCCCACAAAAGAUGUGCAUUUCUUACCAGUUUACGAGCUUCCCCAACGGUUUUCGAAUUUUAUACGUCCCACGAAUUUUUGUGGCGUUCACGGUUGCUGCCCUACCCUAAUGUGGGCAGGCAGCCAUGCAGGAAAGCAUGUGUAAAGCUAUGCGCGUUCUGUCAGCGCGUUCACAUGUGAUGUCAUCGGGCGAGGGCCACGAAGUCUUGUUUGUGGCGCUUUAUACUGCAAAUGGGCGUGGCAGAAGGGCAGUUUUCAGGUCGGGCUU
Microdochium trichocladiopsis is the source of this 954-nucleotide messenger RNA. RefSeq lists its product as uncharacterized. The transcript has a single exon. Bases 229 to 831 code for a protein of 200 amino acids. Lineage: Eukaryota; Fungi; Ascomycota; Sordariomycetes; Xylariales; Microdochiaceae. The record is from RefSeq and is a predicted model, not a curated record.